GGAAGUUUAAUGACUUCCAUUUUUUAUAGCAGCUGUGGAGAGUGUCGAGGUUACUGAUAUCAUCCGGUUUUACUGAAAUAUAAAGUUGAGUGUCGUCUGCAUAACAAUUGUAGGCUAUACUACCAAAGUGAUUGCUUAUAUGGCCCAAGGGGAGCAUAUAUAAAAAGAAGGGAAUCGGCCCGAGGACUGACCCCUGAGGCAGCCCAUAAAACAGCAGAGCAGAUGAGGAUUCAUAGUUACCCAUAGAGACCAGAAAUUGUCUGUUUGACAAAUAAGUCACAAACCACUCCACGGCUUUUCCUGAGAUACCAACGCAUCUAUUUAGUCUACUGAUGAGGAUGGAAUGAUCAGAUGGUUACACAACACACAAAGGAGAAGCCAUGAGGUACACACUGCUGAGGCUGCCUGCGCUGAUGUCAUGCCUGUUUGGAGGAAAUAAUUGCAUUGUUGGCUUUGCUACCAACGCUCAGUGGUUUGUGGACCACAAGGCAGACAUGAAGAUAGGCACUGCUGUAAUCAUGCCAACCGCCGGAGGAGACCUGGACCUCUCUUAUGCCAACCUGAACACCGAUGGUACCUGCUGGAGAAUGACUCACCUGGCUAAGAAAACAGACACUCCUGGACGCUUCAUCUUCAGCUCCGAUUUCAUUGGGUGGAGGACAAUGACAUAACCCCCCACACACAUCAAUUCACAUCUAAGAGGAAUGUGGAGGAGGUGUGAGGCUCUGACUGCGUCUCUUCUGUUUAUUUAUCAUUUAAACCUUUACUAAUGGACAGUCAAUUUUGUCAAAGUUCGUGACUAAUUUUACUUAACUUUUUUUUUAGCCAAGAUGGUCACAUUUAACUUAGCACAAAGUGCACUAUUACUGUGAUAUUGCAAACAAGGUUUUUGUAAAAUAAAUACACUUACCCAUCUUCAAAUGGAUCCCUAUUAUUUUGGUAUUCCUCUUCAUCGUUGGAAUCAAACCCUUCAGGCUCUGAAACUCCUCCCUCAUCCUCGUCGCUGUUCUCCUAAAUCGCUGCUAAAACUUAUAUAACUAUGUACUUCUUCGCCAUUUUCUCUCCUCAUC
Siniperca chuatsi (mandarin fish) is the source of this 1070-nucleotide messenger RNA. RefSeq names its product lipocalin-like. The record is from RefSeq and is a predicted model, not a curated record. The transcript is spliced from 5 exons. Bases 381 to 671 code for a protein of 96 amino acids. NCBI's taxonomy places the organism in Eukaryota, Metazoa, Chordata, Actinopteri, Centrarchiformes, Sinipercidae.